Messenger RNA from Osmia lignaria (orchard mason bee), 566 nucleotides. RefSeq names its product mucin-6-like. Lineage: Eukaryota; Metazoa; Arthropoda; Insecta; Hymenoptera; Megachilidae. The record is from RefSeq and is a predicted model, not a curated record.
GUAUUCGCGGUAUAAAAAGGAACCGGCAAGAAAAUUGCAUCGCAUAAUAGGCGAUUGUGUUGAACUUAAUUGAUGCAGUAUAAUUGUGAAGAAAAUGAAAUUGAUAACUCUGACGACUGUUACUAUAUUUCUAGUUUGUCUGACAUCCGUUCCAAAUGGCGUACUCGCUUCCACUAGAGAAGCAGUAACAUUGAGCACUUCCACACCCGCUCCGUUCACGGAAAAUUCAAUAGAGUGCGGCAAGAACGAGGAACCCACAGACUGUGUUUCGUGUAACCCAACGUGCAAGGAGCUUUCUCCAGGAAUUUGCCAAGGACCGACAUGCAAGCCAGGUUGCAAAUGUCAAACGGGAUACUUCAAAGACAGUGAAGGAAAUUGUGUAUCUGUACUUGGUUGCAUCAUGGAUAACAUACAAAUUGAACUUUCUCAAUGGGAAUUAUCGACGGUAACCGCUCAGGAAUAAAAUUUCAACGCGUCUUUGGUCUCAUCUCAACGAUUCGCACAUUUUGUAACAGAUUACAGAAAAUAUCUUGAAAAUAAAAAAAUUAAGUUUGAAUUCAGAGAAA